GCAUUACAAAGCAAAGCCCACAAACAAGUCACAAUCGCAAAAGCGAACCGCCACCCGUUCCAACGACACCGAACAGGGAGCAGCUCCUAACGCUAGAAGAAGGUAGGCAGAUCAAGCUGGGCUUCUCCAGCGAUCGGAGCUAAGAAGAGGCUGCCCCGAUAGGUACAACUCAUGCAUCGGCGAGCCCGCGCUACUCGAAGCCGCACUCUCUGGCCAAGCCCCAUCUAAGUUCAUCACAUCACAUCCACCGCCGCCAGGCGAGGGCUCCAAAGGCAACACCUCUAAGGAGGUUACGACGUCUGAAGCUGCCACGUUGCCUGGUGUCAAUUCUUCCUGCCCUUUCUCAUGCUUCUGGUGUUUCUUGCUGCAAGGAGAGCUUCCCUCUUUUGGGUUUAGUUCCCUCGUGCGCUCUUUAUUUCUUGAAAUUAUGUCGCCUUGUAAUUUUGUGAAGCAUCCCUUUCCUCUCAAUUAACUUGGUUUCAUGUCUGUUGUGUUAUCUCCUUUCAAACCAUCUUUUCGCGAUAAAUCUCCGUGCAUGUAAAACUUGUUUGCAUAUGUGUAGUAGGCUAGUUAUACCCACUUAAUAUUACCAGAAUGUUCCUGAGAUGUUCCCGAUCAGCUAAACUAGCCUACUAUACUGAACUCUCUCCACGCAUGAACUAGCUAGUCUCCUGCAUGUAUAGAUCUACACACUAUAUGCAUCCAACACCUAUAUUAAUUUCGUUGUAUCUUUCAAGGCUGGGAUCGUUUGCUCUACCAUGGGGAGGGGGAAGAUCGAGAUCAAGAGGAUCGAGAACACGACGAGCCGGCAGGUGACCUUCUGCAAGCGCAGGAACGGGCUGCUCAAGAAGGCCUAUGAGCUCUCCGUCCUCUGCGACGCUGAGAUCGCCUUGAUCGUCUUCUCCAGCCGUGGCCGCCUCUACGAAUAUGCUAGUAACAGCACGAGAUCGACGAUCGACAGGUACAAGAAGGCCUCUGCUAGCCCAUCUGGCUCGGCUCCCACUGUAGACGUCAAUUCUCAGCAAUACUUUCAGCAAGAAUCGGCAAAGCUGCGCAAUCAGAUACAGUCCUUGCAAAGUGCAAACAGGCACCUGGUGGGCGAAUCCGUGGGCAGUUUGACCCUGAAGGAGCUCAAGAGCCUUGAGAACAGGCUGGAGAAGGGCAUCGGCCGGAUCCGAUCCAAGAAGCAUGAGCUGCUGUUGGCGGAGAUCGAGUACAUGCAGAAAAUGGAAGCGGAUCUGCAGAGCGAGAACAUGUAUCUCCGAGCCAAGAUGGCGGAGGCGGAGCGGGUGGCGGCGACGGAGCUGGACGCGCUCCCGACGUUCGACGCGAGGAGCUACUACCAGCACCAGCAACUCCAGGUGAACAUGCAGCUGCACGAGGAGGCGGCUUCUUCCUCGCGCUACUCUUCCCAGCCACAGCACCAGGACCAGGCCACGGCGACCACCACGGCUCUUCACCUCGGCUACGAGAUGACCGGCCCCAAUUAACUAUCCAUCUCGGUUCCGCGGCGCGUCGGCUUCAGGCCGUCAGAUCGUUCGUUCGAUUUCUCUGGAAUGCUUUCGGUGCAGUACUGUUAAACAUUGCAUCGAUGUGCCUAGCUAGCUAUACUACUGUACUGUGAGGCUUGUGAUCGAGCAUAUAUAGCUAGCUACCUGAAUCAUAAAAGUACUGGUAUAUCAGCGCGUGUGAUGCUUGCUGUAGAAAUUAAGGGCACCUAGAGUGCAGUGUUGUGAAAAGUGUGAGCUGGCUUAGCCGGGCGGGUCCCUAAAAUAAGAGUGUUAUGAGUCUUUGGGAUUAUUUGCUACGUUUGGUGGCUCAGUUU
Brachypodium distachyon (stiff brome) is the source of this 1825-nucleotide messenger RNA. RefSeq names its product MADS-box transcription factor 21-like. Gene Ontology annotation, biological process: positive regulation of transcription by RNA polymerase II. Gene Ontology annotation, molecular function: DNA-binding transcription factor activity, RNA polymerase II-specific; protein dimerization activity; RNA polymerase II cis-regulatory region sequence-specific DNA binding. Lineage: Eukaryota; Viridiplantae; Streptophyta; Magnoliopsida; Poales; Poaceae. The transcript has 8 exons. Gene Ontology annotation, cellular component: nucleus. The coding region runs from base 759 to 1490 and encodes 243 amino acids. The record is from RefSeq and is marked provisional.